Molecule: messenger RNA, 2886 nt
Organism: Physella acuta
Lineage: Eukaryota; Metazoa; Mollusca; Gastropoda; Physidae
Product: ankyrin repeat domain-containing protein 50-like
Cellular component (GO): cytoplasm
Molecular function (GO): protein binding
Source: RefSeq, a predicted model, not a curated record
AUGUACAAUGGGAUUGGACAAAAUGGCCUUUUGCGACACGGCGCUAGAAUUCGUGGAACAAUUGUAAGGCUGACGUCAGCAGAAAUCACUGAGCAUUGUUCCUGGACAACUGGAGCUAUUGGUGACACCACUGAAUCUGGUGCCACCACUAAAUCUGGUGACACCACUAAAUCUGGUGACACCACUGAAUCUGGUGACACCAGUGAAUCUGGUGACACCAGUGAAUGUGGUGACACCACUGAAUCUGGUGACACAACUGAAUCUGGUGACACCAGUGAAUCUGGUGACACCAGUGAAUGUGGUGACACCACUGAAUCUGGUGACACAACUGAAUCUGGUGACACAACUGAAUCUGGUGACACCAGUGAAUCUGGUGACACCAGUGAAUCUGGUGACACCACAAAAUAUUUGUAUUUCGCUAAUCGGCAUAUUAUCUUAUGGAGUCUCGAUGGUGCUGACGACACAAUCAUUCACGUGUCCCACGAGCAGCACCAGUGCAGCGACAACUGCACGACGUUCCUCGAGUACGUCGCUAAAGGAGACAUCCGUCACGUCAAGCACAUGCUUCACAUUAAAGGCAUCUACUCACACGCCGACGGCAGAGGCUGGACUGGGCUCAUGAUUGCCGCGGAGAUAGGCUACACCCACAUCGUCAAACUGUUGCUAAAACAGCCGGGGAUAGAGAAAGCUAAAGCGAACGUCCAAGGAUGCACAGCGCUCAUGAUAGCCGCUAGAUUCGGGUUGUAUGACAUUGUUAAGCUGCUGACUCAGAACAAUAAUGAGAGUCUGGUAGAAAACAGUGAAGGGGAUACUGCUCUAACCGUGGCCUCGGCGUUCGGGCAUUACAAGGUGGUCAAGCAUUUGUUGAAGCUGGGGUAUAGCGUGGAUAAAGAGAACAAGCACGGAUGGACGUCGUUGAUAGCAGCGUCGUUCCAUGGAUACUACGACGUGGUCAAGAUAUUGCUGGAGAAAAAAGCCAGCGUCAACCACAGCGAACACAACGGUUGGACUGCGGUCAUGUUUGCCGCGUAUAACGGACAUUGUAAAAUUGUCGACAUUCUGAUCAGAAAAGAGGCUGAAAUCAACAUAAGUGGGGAUGUUGCAUUGUCUCCGCUCUACCUUGCGACUAGAAAUCGCCACCAAAAUAUUGUUGAGCUUUUGUUGAAGCACAAAGCGAAUGUGAACAGCCGCAACCGGGACGGUUGGACAGCCCUGUUGUUGGCUGUCGAUAACAACGACGAGGAGAUGACGGAUUUUUUUUUAAAACACAAAGCAGACGCCAACCAGGCAAAUGAUAAAGAGUUAUCCCCCUUGCUCGUCGCGUCGUACUACGGCAAUGAGAAAAUUGUCAGGAUUUUGAUACAGCAUAAAGCUGUCAUUAAUCACGAAGAUGCGUCCGGUCGAACAGCUCUAAUUAUAGCGUCAGGUCAAGGUCAUCUGAAAACCGUGAAAGUUCUGUUGCAAAACGGAGCGGAUGUCAACAAACACACGGACGUCAAAUGGAAUGCUUUGAUGUUCGCCGCGAAGAGGCGGCACCACAAGAUUGUAUCCCUGUUGCUCCAACACAGGGCAGACGUGUUCAUGGUGAACAAAAAUGACUCCACGGCUCUGAUGGUGGCGUCGCAGGAGGAUGAGCCGCGCUCAGUGCAGGCUCUGAUUGAGCACGGGUCAAACGUCCACCACAGUAACGUCACCGGCUGGACGGCGCUGUGUGUGGCCGCCGAGAAAGGCCUGGACGAGAUCGUGAAGAUCCUGCUCAAGCACCACGCCAACGUCAAGUACGAGAACAAGAAAGGCUGGACGGCCCUGCUGCUGGCUGCCCAGAACGGCCACACCACCACCGUCAACCUUUUACUCGAAGACUACGCCGAGGUGAAUAAAGUCAGCCAUAACGGCCUGACAGCGCUCAUGCUGGCCGCGUACAAAGGUCACGUUGACACGGUGGAGGUUUUACUCAAGCAUGACGCUGAUAUCCACUACACCAACAAAAAUCUCCAGACGGCGCUGACGUCAGCAGCCAUUGCUGGACACGCCGGCAUCGUCAAGCUGAUCAUGGACCACUGUACCAAAAAACAGAUCCAAUGUACCGGUCUCAAGAGGUCGCUGUUCUACGCCGCCUGCAAUGAUCAUGCUGACGUCAUUGACGCCUUGUGUCGAAACACCGACAUCGACUUAAACUUAAUCCAAGACCAGGGAAGGAACGCCCUCAUCAUCGCCUGCGCUAAAGGACACUUGAACAUCGUAUCGAAACUAAUCGACCACGGAUGUGACGUCAAUUUACUCGUAUCCAAUCCCAGUUUUCCCGAAAUGUCUCCAGAGUUUCAGAAAGCUAAAGAUGCUGCAAUAGAAAAUGGAACUUUAGUCUCGGCAGUUCCAAUCCAUGUUUGUGUAUACUUUAACCACGUUGAAUGUCUAAUGGCACUAUUAAAUGCAGGCGCCGAUGUCAACAGAAAGAACGAUUAUGACGUCACUGCUCUCAUGAUUGCACAUAAAAAAGGUCAGAGCGACCUUGCCAAACUUCUACUUGACCACCAAGCCUCAGAUGUGGACCCCCCGACUGACUGCAAAGAUCCAUUUCUCGUAUCCCAGGUUAGUGUGACGCAUACAAACGCUCUGGUAGAGAAAACAGCGACAGAACGGGCCAGCACGUUGCCUUCAACUUCCCGACAAGCUGACGAUGGCGUUAUACCAACCACUGGCCGGUUGAUUUCUCAAGCAAUAUCCGCCAGUCCUGAUUCCCACAUUUCACAGAUUCCCCAUUUCACAGAUUCCCACAUUUCAAAUAUUCCCACAUUUCACAGAUUCCCACAUUUCCCAGAUUUCCACAUUUCACAGAUUCCCACAUUUCACAGAUUUCCACAUUUUACAGAUUCCCCCAUUUCAUAG